Messenger RNA from Tachysurus vachellii, 6821 nucleotides. It is a transcript of the gene ncam1a, whose product is annotated as neural cell adhesion molecule 1a. Gene Ontology annotation, biological process: cell adhesion. Gene Ontology annotation, cellular component: membrane. The coding region runs from base 168 to 3185 and encodes 1005 amino acids. The record is from RefSeq and is a predicted model, not a curated record. Gene Ontology annotation, molecular function: protein binding. NCBI's taxonomy places the organism in Eukaryota, Metazoa, Chordata, Actinopteri, Siluriformes, Bagridae. The transcript is spliced from 21 exons.
GGCUGCCGCGCGCUCUCAUUCCUCUUACCCCUCUCUUCUCCAGCGGACUCGUUUCUUUCCUCUACUCACUAUAUUCAAAUAACCGGGGAAACAGCCAGGAAGCAUCUCGCUAAGGCUUGACCAUUCUAAGCAGUCAUCCUUCACGUUCCUCACGGAGAGAGAUUGCAAUGCUUCAGACACGGGAUCUCAUCUGGACCGUUCUGCUCUUUGGACAUGCAGUCUCACUGCAGGUGGAGAUUACACCACCCCAUGGAGAAAUAAGCGUCGGAGAAUCCAAGUUCUUUUUAUGUGAAGUGGUCGGUGAAGUGAAUGACAUCGACUGGUUUGCUCCCAAUGGAGACAAGCUGCUGCCAAACAGACAGGACAUCAGCGUCAAUCGUAAUGAUGACACCUCGUCUACACUCACCAUCUACAGCGCUACUGUGGACAACGCAGGCAUAUACAAAUGUGUGGCCAAGAGCGGGGACAAGGAAGCCGAGGCCACGGUCAACGUCAAGAUCUACCAAAAACUCACUUUCCAGAACGCUCCGUCUCCACAGGAGUUUAACGAGGGGGAUGAUGCUGUCAUCGUGUGUGAUGUCAUCAGCUCUCCACCACCUACAAUUAUCUGGAAAUACCAGAGAACCAAGAUUCAGCCUGAAAAAGACGUGCGCUUCAAGAUCCUCAGCAACAACCACCUCCAAAUCCGCAGCAUCAAAAAGUCAGACGAGGGCGACUACACCUGCGAGGGUCGCAUCAUGGCUCGGGGAGAGAUCGACCUCCGGGUCAUUAAGGUCAUCAUCAAUGUCCUACCCAGUAUUAGGACCCGUAACACUCAGCUCAAUGCCACUGCGGACAUCGGGGCGGCUGUGACUCUGGCGUGUUAUGCAGAUGGCUACCCAGAGCCCAUAGUCACAUGGAUGCGUAAUAAAGUAGAGUUGGUGGCCAAUGAGAAAUACAGCCUAAAUGAUGACGGCUCAGAGCUGACAAUCAAAGGCGUGAAGAAGCUGGACGAUGGAGAUUAUACCUGCAUCGCCCGCAAUAAAGCAGGAGAGAAGCAGGAGGAGAUCACCCUCAAGGUGUUUGUGCAACCGAAAAUCACGUACCUGAAGAACCUGACAGCCUCAGAACUAGAAGAGCAGACUGUCCUGACCUGCGAGGCUACGGGCGACCCCACUCCCAGCAUCGUGUGGAGCUUCGGCAGACGCAUCUUUAGCGAGGAAGAGCAGAGUCUAGACACAAAUGUGAUUGUGCACAGUGAUGCCCGCGUGUCCUCUCUCACACUAAAGUACGUUCAGCACACAGACGCCGGCCAGUACCUGUGCACUGCCCGCAACUCCAUCGGCCAAGACAUCCAGAGCAUGUACCUGGAAGUGCGCUAUGCUCCAAAGAUCCAGGACACAGUGGCAAAGUUGACAUGGGAAGGAAAUGCUGCUAAUCUCACCUGUGAGACUUUAGCUCAUCCAAGUGCAUCGGUGCAAUGGUUUCGCGAUGGACUACCGCUACCUGCAGUGAACACCACCAAUGUCAAGAUCUACAGCACACAUACCAUGAGCUAUCUGGAGGUCACCCCUGAAUCCCAGAGUGACUUCGGGAGCUACAACUGCACAGCCACCAAUGUACUUGGCAGUGACUCGAAGGAGUUUAUGUUAAUCGCAGCAGACGUGCCAUCGGCUCCAGUUAUUGAUCGGGUUGAACCGUACCCCAGCACAGCCAUGGUGGAGUUUGAUGAGCCCGAGUCAGAUGGAGGAGUCCCUAUACUCAAGUACAGGGCUGAGUGGAGGACAAAGGGUCAAGACUGGGUUAGCAAAGUGUACAGCGUGGAGGAGGGGAUCAGCUCCAUCAUCAUUGUCGGGCUCAAGCCAGAGACUGAAUACGAGGUCAUGAUGUCCGCUAUCAACGGCAAGGGUGAAGGAGAAAGUUGUCCUCCAGAGACUUUUAGAACACUUCCUGUCACCUAUACUUUUACAAUGUCUUCAGUGACCCCAACCUCAAAUCCUCCAACCACUGCAGCCCUUAGGGAACCGAAUCCUCCAAAACUGGAGGCCAAGCUGCAGUCCCCAGGCAAUGAGAUGAAGGUCAUCUGGACCAAGCAGGAUGAUGGUGGCUCACCCAUUAAACAGUACCUACUGAGCUAUAGACCUAAACACCACAACAAUUGGAAGACUGUGAUCCGUGUACCUAAUGGUGGUGAGUUUUAUGUGCUAAGAGGUUUGGACUGGAACACAGAGUAUGAGGUUUCUGUGGUGGCAGAGAACCAGCAAGGCCGCUCCGAGCCAGGCAUCCUCUUCGUCAGGACCUCCGCGGAACCCACUGCUAUCCCAGACCCAGUGGUCAGUGGUACAGGCCUUGGUACAGGAGCCAUCGUGGGCAUACUCAUCGUGGUUUUCCUCCUGCUGCUUGUUGGUGUGGACGUCACCUGUUACUUCCUCAACAAAUGCGGCCUGCUCAUGUGCAUCGCCGUCAACGUCUGUGGCAAGUCCGGCCCCUCCGCCAAGGGCAAGGACAUCGAAGAGGGCAAGGCAGCUUUCACUAAAGAUGAGUCUAAAGAGCCCAUAGUGGAAGUGAGGACCGAAGAAGAGCGCACCCCCAACCAUGAGGGAGGAAUCCCGACUGAACCCAAUGAGACUACCCCACUUACCGACCCUGAGCAUGCUGCUGACACCACUGCCACAGUAGUGGACUUGCUCCCCUCUUUAGCCACUAACUCAGACUCCGUCACUGACAGUCCCGCUAGUGAGAGCACCACCCUCAACUCCUGCACCACCCCUGCACCUGACCCCAAAAUCGCAGCCCCUUCUCAGACUAGCGCCCCCAAAGCCAGCAUAACUUCUCCUACCUCCCCUCCUGCUGACACACCACUGGUGGACCUCAGUGAUGGUCCCUCCUCGCAGGCUUCUCAGCCCUCUGAAACCCUCAAAUCCACUCCCUCUUCAUCCGAACCCAAAAAUGCUACAGAUGGCAUCCAAAAUACAGAUUCAGCUACAGUCUCACAGGUAGAUGGAGGAGCAUACCACGCAUCAGAUGCUGAUCUGGCCAACUCCAACUCCACCAGCGCACCAGCUGUGCCCAGCCAGGACGACGGUAAGAUUGUCGAAGACGGGAAGAGUAAAGCCCCUGAGACGAACGUGAAGAAGCCCUCUGCUGAGGUGAAGACGGUCCCCAACGAGGCCCCGCAGACAAACGGCAACGAGAGCAAAGCGUGAUCCAGAAAUCUGAGGGCAUCCGAGUUUCACCACCGCAUUGAAACAAAUGGUUUAAUUAAAAAAAGGGUUUCUUUUUUCAGUCAGUGUCUUCUAUGAGUUUGCAGAACAAGAGUUUGUAGAUUUAUAGAGCGCCUAAAGAACUCGUGCACAUGCCUUUUAUUGUUUUUGGUUUGUUUGUUUUUUUCCUUUUCUUGAAUGUUCUUUCUCGUACUGUUUUUCCUUACUCAGAUACAGCAGGAAGUUUUUUUUGUUUUUUUUUUACCUUUAGUGCACUCUACUUCAACUCUUCAGCACAAUCCCGGCUGUCUUUUACUAGGAAGAGAAGCAUAAUAUCAGUGUGAAUAGUUAGUAACGGGGAACAUUAGCUUUACUCCUGAAUAAUGCCUUUUUACUUUGUGCACACACGUGUAGUCGAUACUUUUCUCAUCUUUGAGUUAUGUACUGUUUUAUUACAUGCAGUAUUGCCCUAUUUUAUUAUUUUACACACAGAUUUUGGGGAAUAUUUUUUAACCGUUUUGUUAUGUUUAAAUAAUGUAUAAAAGUAACUGCCUUUUAUUGUUGUUUUUUUUUUGUUGUUUUUUUUUUUGUUUUUUAUAGUUUCAUUUUGAGAAUUAGAAAAAGAUUGCUCGCAUGCUUGCUUUGCAGAUUUGUCCCAUAAUGCCCCUCGGUUGUUGUUGUUUUCAUUAUAACCCUGAGUUUAUAUUUUUUAUCUUGAUGAACAUGAAGCAAAAAGCUUUCCCAUUAAAAAACAAUGAAACAAACUAAGGCAUAGUUAUAUGAUUGAGAGGCAUAGUCAGGUCACAUUCAGAUAUUCUGAUCAUUUUCUAACAACAGAAACAACCUAGUUAUCACAUCCAGCGUUUCUUUUUUUAUUAUUAUUAUUUUCUUCCUCAUUUGUAUUUUUGUGAACAUCAACUGAAAGGGAGCUUGCUGUUAUUCUCCAGAUUUCAGUCUUCUAUAGGACCAAACCGGAGUGUUUGGACAGGAAGAUCUACUGGUGCAGAGGUCACAGAUUGGAUAAUUAAUAAGCAGUCCCUCCACUGAUCAAGUCCCAAUUGAAAGCUAACAAAGAAUAAUGAAUAGUUUUUAAAAGCCUUUUGUGUAUGCAUAAUAAACAAAUGGCCAUAUUGUUUUCUUUAUUUAAGCCAUAUUAUUCCAGUUAAAACAUUGAACAGUCAAAAAAAGUAAAAAAAAAAAAAAAUUUUUUUUUCCAAUUUCUUUAGUCUGCAAGUUUGUGCACUGUGAAUGCGUGAUAUAUCCUAGUGUGAAUACAGUGUGUUCUUUGUCAUAGACUUAUGAAAUAUCCAUAGGUUGUGAAAGGUGUAGCUAUUAGUCCAGGUAAUGUUCCAUCUCCGUAAAAUGUAUAAACCAACACAAACCAAUACCAAUACACAUGAAAGCUUGUCAAGAUUCAAAGGAGAAGGUGCCUUCAAUGUUAAAAGGUAUGUAGUCUGAGUGGUUCGGUUGGUCUGUACCACUAGGGAAGUAGCAGAGGUAGUUUGGGACCAGAAUAACAUUCUUGUCUUGGGAACCGUUUUUGCUUUGUAAACUGUGAAUAUACUCGUUUCUUUUUUCAGCGUGUUUGUGUUGCGUACUUUCGGAGGUCUGAGAGUGUACAUGGGUGUGAUCAAUUUAGUAGCAAGCUCGAGACCUUCAAGACUUGCCUCUCUUUACCUGAUGCAAAACAAGAUCAUACGUUCACGAUCAGAAACGUUAGAACACCUCAUCUAGUGCCCCAGAAACAGAAAAGCUCGCCACUAUCGCAGACACGUCAUUUUCACACCUAUUGGACGAGCUGUCUGAGUCCUGUUCCAUGCUUUUCCAUUGCUGUGGUCCAGUCAAAAAUUGUAUCCACGUCCAUGACAACAAAUUUUUAAAAAGCUGAAACAAGCAUGCAAUGUAUUCUAAACUAGAUGUCAUUGGUGUCAAGGUUUGCUAGUAAAUUGUUAAAUGAAGAACAGUGACAAAAAGAUUUCCAUUGUUGUUUAUGGGUCUAAAUGAGUACUCUGUCCAGAUGUGGUCUGUUAACAUUGUCACUUUUUUUGUCAUUCUUUUACAUUACAUUAAAUUAUGAUGGCCUGUAAGUGUGAAACCAAAAAAGACAAACCAAAAAUGCAACACCAAUACCAAAAACACACCAGCAAAUUCAGAAACACACCAGUAAUCAAUACUCAGAAAAUAAAGAGUAGGUUCUUGUUGAAAAUAAAUUAAUAUUAUGUAACGUGAUGUUAUAAUGAGGAGUAAGUUUUUCUGCUGAAUAACUUUCUUUAGGUAUUUUUUCUACAUUCACGUUCUCGUAUUUAUGCUGUGCAAAAUCGUCAAAAUAAAUAAACACGGCUCAUAUUUACUCUAAACAUCCACCAGCUCUCUGUCUCAAACUGUUGCACGCUGUAGCCAAUCAGUAACCAGCAUGUAACAUUCAAUAAGAGCCUUUCCUUUUCUGUUUUGAGUCAUUGUUGAUGUUUUUCUGAAGUUGCUGUUGCAUAUUUGGUUAGUAAUAUAUUUUGCACUUAUAAGCCAAAGUAAUAGUUUGGCAAAAUAUCUGAAAUGUACACAAUUUGUACCACAAAGCCAAGAAUUUGUAUGAAAUUUGCCUCAAUCUUGGAGCCAAAAAGCUAACGUAGCUAACAAUAAGCAACAUUUUGUAGCUGCUUGUUUCUAUCUCCAUUACACACUCACCUCAGACUACACUGAACUGUUCAGUGUCUCAAACAGAUUUAUUUAUAUAGUUUCUUACAUGGUGUAAUCUAUUUAAAAACAAAAAGGUUACAAAGCUAAAGAGUCACAGCAGCAUGGCAUGUUGAAGAAUCGCUCCCUCAGGACAUAAAGCUGCAGCUUAAUUUAUGUGAAAUUGUCCAUUCAAAGUGAUUCAGAUGCUAAGAUGGUUUCAUUGUAAUACUUUUUAUGCAGAUAUACAAUAAUAUAUUUUGUGAAAAUGUUUCAUUACAAAUCAUAUUAAUGAUCCAACUCACCUGUAUGUCUUUUGAGGUGAAUGCCAAUUAGUUAAGCUUAGCUUCCAUGUUAGCUACGUUAGCCUUUAGCUCCAAUGCAAAGCAAAAGUACACCAAACAUGUCUAAAAUGAUAAACUACAUUUUUGAAGAGUGGAAAAUUGUCACUUUUUGUCCAAACUAUUCCUUUAAUGAUGAUACCAGAAACUGCACCUUGUGACAGCAUUGUGUGUUUCUCUGAUUGAAGACAUGCUGGUGAUUGAAAUGGCUUUUGACACCAUUCAAUGUGGGACCAAUAUCUAUGUGAGUUUACAUGCUAGAGGUUUACCACUGCACUCAUGUCAUUGCAGAAAAGUUUGUUUCCAACAGCUCACAUGCUGAGCCAAGUAAACAAAUCCAAAACUGUAGCUGUCUUUUGGCUAAGAGCUGACUCACACACUCUUUUGCUUCAUCAAUCACAGCUUUCCUCCCAAAACCCUCUUCACACACUCAUUCACCCAUCCAUUUUCAGCUGCAGGGGCCUUCUCACUCUUGUAUACAGAUUUUUACCACAUCAUGCACCGGUGCCACCUUCUUCCUCCACUCUGUCUCUCACUGGUGUAAAUACUGAGUAUUAACUCGAACCAUUUUGACUUUUCAUUCCGUCUGAAAUUCUUGUGUUCAAUAAAAUGGGAAACAAUAAGCUCU